UGGGUCAGAACUUGGCCAGACCCCUCCGCACCCUCGGUCCCGGACCGCCGCCCGGGUCUGAACUUGUUCUGACCCCGGCCGCCUCCUUGUCCUAGGCGAAUCAGAACCCGUUCGCCGCUACCACUGCUUGGCCCCCUUGAUUUGGCAUUUCGGCUAGCUGGAAGCCGGGACCCCACCCGCUGCCCUGUCCCAGGGCACCAUACUCUCCCAUAGCCCGCGUCCUUGGUCCGGCUCCCCGAGGGCACAUUGGUUGCAGCGGGCUUUGCUCCCGGUCCUCGCCUUCUGGAAGUCUACGCUGUAUGUGCCGGGGAGGCUGCAGGCGGGCCGGGCCCUCGCCCUCGGGAGAAGAGAAAAGCAGAGGCCGACUGGGCUUGUAAUUUCCGAGGUGCCUUGGGCUUGGGCUAGGUAAGCCCUCCGCACCGAACACUGCACGGAACCCUACAGAAGCGUGGGAGAAAGCAGGAAACACCCCAGGAAGAAGGUUCUCUGAAAUACACCCCUGCUUGGAAGUAAUGCUGGAGAAUUGCCUCUGAGGGCUGAGCUGGAGCUGUCUGAACGAGGUCAUGUAACAAGCUAGAGGCAGAGAGAAGAUUCUGGGCUGAGGAUCACUCCAGGUGCUUCAGGGGGUCUAGACUCUGACCCCGAGCUUUCAGCCUUAUUGGUGGGAAGUUAUGACAACAGUAACCUGUACCCAUCCAGCAGAGCACUAUCCUCAGAACAGCUCUUAGAGAUUGUAUGGGGAAACUGAAAACUGAGAAGAUAAGGGACUGACUGAAGGUCGCACAGCUAACGAGAGUCAUCCUGACUCCAACUCCAGCACUCUCCGUGCCUUGCCACCAGACUGCCUCUAGCAAGAUGACCUUAUCUGACUGUGUAUGGGACAUUCAGCAUCACUAUUCCCCCACCUGUCUAGUGAGAGAAGAAAAGAUUUAGGCUCAGACAGGCUGGGAUUUGAACCUAGGCCUCCCGAUUCCCAGGCCUGAGCUCUCCUUCAGGUCUUGUCAUCUGUUUUCUGUGACCAGGAUUGUGUUGCCUGUGAGGUGGCUGUGCCCCCUGCAGAGGAGGUGCCCUUGGGCAGUGGAACUUUGGACGACAACUGGGACAGGCCUUUGAACUACAGGAGAGAGCUGGGGAGAACAUUUCCUUUUGAUCCCACAGGGAACAAUUCAUAGGCCCUAAGGUGCACAGAGGCUGGAUGGGGCUCUGAGGACGAGUUCCCAGGGCUGCGGGCAAGAGGAUGGUGAGACAUCAGCCCUUACAGUAUUACGAACCCCAGCUCUGCCUGUCAUGCCUCACCGGGAUCUAUGGUUGCCGAUGGAAACGGUACCAGCGGUCACAUGAUGACACUACUCCAUGGGAACGUCUCUGGUUCCUGAUUCUUGUCUUCACCUUCUUCCUCACCCUGACCUGGUUCUAUUUCUGGUGGGAAGUUGACAAUGACUACAAUGAAUUCAACUGGUUCCUCUAUAACCGGAUGGGAUACUGGAGUGACUGGUCCAUUCCUAUUCUUUUGACCACUGCCACUGGCUUCACGUACAUCACAGGAUUGUUGAUCCUGGCCCUCUGUCACAUUGUUGUGGGACAGCAGAUGCACCUUCACUGGCUUCAUAAGGUAGCGCUGACCGUAGCCUUGAUUGCGACCCUUGUAGCGGUGUCUUCUGUAGCCCAGCUCUGGGACGAUGAGUGGGCCGUGCUGCUAAUAUCAUUGCAAGGCACAGCCCCAUUCCUGCACAUCGGGGCCCUGAUAGCUGUAACCACUCUCUCCUGGAUUGUGGCAGGCCAGUUUGCGAGAGCUGAAAAAGUCUCCUCACAGAUGGUCAUCUUCACCGCCUACUUCGCAGUGGUGUUUGUGCUCUACCUGAUCCCCCUCUCCAUCUCCUCCCCCUGCAUCAUGGAGAAGAAAGACCUGAGCCCUAAGCCCGCCAUCAUUGGCCACCGAGGAGCGCCCAUGCUGGCUCCAGAACAUACAUUGAUGUCCUUCCAGAAGGCCAGGGAGCAGAAGCUCUAUGGGGUCCAAGUUGAUGUGACCAUCAGCCUGGAUGGUGUUCCAUUCCUCAUGCAUGACACUACACUGCGCCGCACAACCAAUGUGGAUGAAGCCCUCCCAGACCUGGCCCGACGGCCUGCCUCCAUGUUCAACUGGACUGACCUGAAGCAGCUCAAUGCAGGAGAAUGGUUCCUCAAGACUGACCCCUUCUGGACCGUGCACUCACUGUCAGCCUCUGACUACAGGGAAGCACAGAACCAGUCCAUUUGCAAAUUGACUGACCUCUUGGAACUGGCCAAAGGGAACAUGACCCUGCUGCUCAACCUUUGGGAUCUGCCCCAUGACCACCCCUACAGGGGCACCUUCUUCAAUGUCACUCUGGAUGCUAUCCUCCGCUCUGGCCUCCCACAACACCUGGUUAUGUGGCUGCCCAGCAGACAAAGGCCAUUGGUAGAGAAAGUAGCCCCAGGCUUCCAGCAGACCUCAGACAUCAAAGAGACAGUUGCCGGUCUACGACGUGAGCACAUUCAGAAACUGAACUUACGCUACACUCAGGUCUCCAGCCAGGACAUCAGGGACUGCUCUGCGUGGAACCUGAGCGUGAACCUCUACACGGUCAAUGAGCCCUGGCUCUUCUCCCUCCUGUGGUGCUCAGGUGUCCAGUCUGUCACAUCUGACAACUCCCAAACCCUGUCCAAGGUGCCUUCCCCCAUCUGGAUCAUGGCCCCGGACGAGUACUGUCUCAUCUGGAUCACAGCUGACUUGGUCUCCUUCACACUCAUCGUGGGCAUUUUCGUACUUCAGAAGUGGCGACUGGGCAGCAUCCGGACCUACAACCCAGAACAGAUCAUGCUCAGUGCAGCUGUGCGUAGGACCAGCCGUGAUGUCAAGAUCAUGAAAGAGAAGUUGAUCUUUUCAGAAAUCAGCGAUGGUGUAGAGAACACGGAUGAGCUCUCCAUGUGUUCCGAAAAUGGCUUUUCCAAUGAUGUCCUCACCCCUGUGGAGCCCAAGACACGCCCUGGCAGAGGAGGACGCUAACCCUGAAAGAUUCAGUGUCCCCAGCCCAUUCCUACCCUUCCAGCCAAGCAUGGGAAGGGCCACUGGGCCCCAUGGCCUGGCCUGUAAAUAUGUAGAAAGCCCUCUGAGAGCUGGUGGUAUAUGUAGGAAGUUGGAGUGCAAGGCAGAGACCAGCAGAAAGUACCCCAUGCAGGUCCCCAUACUGGCUCCAGUGGGGACAUCAAGGUGACAUGGAGAAAGAGUUGUCAAGAUGCCUUCCCCAACCCCUCAGCUCUGCCUUCACCCACGUUCUCAGUUAGCACCAACCUGUUAGAGUCCUCUUUGGCCAAGCACCUCAUCCCUGUAUAUGUUCUGGGUGGUCAGAAUCAAGAGCCAAGCUGUCCUUGGCCCUGGUCAUAGAGGGAGGCUACAGUCCCUAUGGGAGGGAACCCUUCCUCUUAGGAGGUGCUUUGUUUCCGAACUCCUGGGAGGAGCAGAGACCACAGCCGUCACUGCCCCCAGCUGCUAUGAAGAUGGGGGUGGGGGCAUUCAGGAACUGAGUGCUCCUUGUCAGCCCCACAUGGGGGAAGCUAAGAGGAAACCCCAGACAGGACCUGACUCUUCUUUCCCCAUGCCCCAGGCAGAGAUGUUUCCUCAGUUAGCUCUGCCACCACAAUGGAACUACAAUACAAGAGGGUCCAGUAGUCAGGGCCACCUGGGACUCUUCCAAACCAGAGAGGGGAACAUAUGUGUGUGAGAUGUCUGUCUGUCUGUGCGCAUGAAUGAAAUUCAUUUUUUUAAAUUUUUAAAUACGGCCUCCAAGGGUAAUGGGCGCCCCCUCUGAUGAGUGCUGAAACAGCUCCAAUCACAAUGUAAAUAUGGAAGCACAAGUGGUAUCACUCCCUGCAGAAUCACUUAUUGAACAAGAAAAGAAAUGCCCUGUUUCUUGUGUUCUUGUGCCAUCCUGUGCCUAGCAGCAGAGGGCAGCCAGGGUGGCAGAGGGACAGGAGAUCAUUCCAGACAAGAUCAGUUGAAGCUGGGAAUGUUUAGCUUAGAAAAGAGAAGG
This is a messenger RNA of Vombatus ursinus (common wombat), 4049 nucleotides long. It is a transcript of the gene GDPD5, whose product is annotated as glycerophosphodiester phosphodiesterase domain containing 5. Gene Ontology annotation, biological process: lipid metabolic process; positive regulation of neuron differentiation. The coding region runs from base 1238 to 3025 and encodes 595 amino acids. The record is from RefSeq and is a predicted model, not a curated record. The transcript is spliced from 21 exons. Gene Ontology annotation, molecular function: glycerophosphodiester phosphodiesterase activity. Gene Ontology annotation, cellular component: plasma membrane. Lineage: Eukaryota; Metazoa; Chordata; Mammalia; Diprotodontia; Vombatidae.